GAUUAUAACCACCAAAAAACUUGUCCACCAUGAACCAGGAAAAUUACCACAAUGGUGGAGUUAAAAUUCACCUUUAUGAAGAUCCAUUAACAUUAAACAUUCAAACUCCAAAACCACCGAAUUCAGCUCCAUAUGAGAUUCCUUUCAUCAAUUCACCAGCAGUUAUUACCGCCAAUGGUACAACAACCAUGAUAGUUACCGAUGGUUGUGCCACUUUAGGACAGCGUAAAUCAUCGAUUCCUCGCUUACGGUCAUCCAAAUCAACUUCUGCCCUGAAUAACCAUUGCAAUAAUAAUUCAAUAAAAUCACCGGUCAACGGUUCAUCGACAACUAAUCUGGAUGAGAAUGAAAUUUAUCAAAUUGAACGCUUCUACUUGGCCCAUAAAACCUUUGUUUAUGUAUCUCGAUGUAUGGCCAACCUGUAUUUUACCAAAACUGAUUUAAUAAAUGAGGGAAGAGUUUCAUCUCCGCGUUCCCAUGAAUGGUCACUGGAGCGAACUGGUGUUCCCUUGAUUAUAUUUGAUAAGGGUGAAACUCGAGCUCGAGAUAAGCGCCAGUUAAAGAUUUGUCUCGCUGAAAGAGGAACUGGUUUUAAUUUGUGGGGCGAUGUCAUUGACAAUUUAACCGAUUACAAAGCUGUCCAUCCAUGUUUCCAUACACUCUAUUUAUCCUGUGAUCAUCGUCAAAUGGCUGGACUUUCAUUUGACUCAUCUGAAGCUGCAGCUGACUUUUUACGUAACAUUGAGGCGAUAACUUGUGACCCGUUAAACAUUGCCCUGUCUGCGCCUAAAAGGUUAAUCAAAAAAGACGUCAAACCAAAGUCUAAAAGUAAACGAGACUCCUACAGAUUACCUCGUAAAGAGGACAUUUCAUCUCCAUGUUUAUUUCAACAUGUAAUCAAUGUGGACACUAAAGAUUUUGAUCGUCUCUUUUCAAUUUCAUCUUUGGUUCCUCAUCGACUCAACCCGGAGCUUAGAUCACUUCAUUCACUUAACACAACCUCAUCUGUACCACCUCCUUUCCUCUCCUCACCAUCACCUGUUGCCUCGACAACUUCCAAUUCUUCCAUGACAACAACAUCUUCAGAAAAUUCUUCCAAUUUUUCCGUUUAACCGACAAAAAAUAAAAGACAAAGAAUAACCUUUCAGAUAAUAUCCAUACUGAUCCAUCAGUCUUGUCCAUCAAUAUUGGAAUCAAUUUCAACUUCUUGAACAAGUCAACCCUUCCAUCGUUGCUUGAUAUCUUUCAUAAUCAACUAAAUCACCCACAUUGACUGCAUUCAUUAUUUGACUUGUUGUCAAAGUGAUGAUUGAUUCUUUUCCUUUAUUUCUCAACUUCUACCUUCCUCAUUGGAUUGAUUUUAAUCAAGACUCCAUUUUUUGGUCCUCAACCGAGAGUAACUUAUUUUUGUUACAUCUUUCAUUUAUAACUUGUCAUUUCAUUUUCAUCCAACUUUUUAUUUGCUUUACAAAAAAAGACAUGAUCAAGAGUUUUAAGCCUUUAAUCAUCAUUGAUUGCUGAAGUGCUUUAGAAAUUAUUCCAAUCUUUUCAUAAAUGGUCUAAUUAUUAACUCUGUUUGAAUUGUUUUGUAUAUAUAGACAACUUUGAACAAUGUGCUGAUGAGUGAAGAUAAUUAUUGUAAGUGCCAAGUUCAAAAGAAAGAUAUGAAACAAAUCUCACAAAAGUAACUGAAGAUAACCAAUCAUUUAAAAUACAUUGAUACAAAAAAAGUAAAUUGUUGUUCAUCAUCAGUAUCAUCACUUCUCAAAACUUCAAUUGUCAUUAAUCCAAUUUCAUAAACAAUUCUACUUGAUCUACUCGACAAUUGUAAUACUUUGUACAUUACCUCCAAUAUAUUUCUAUAUAUUACAUUGA
This is a messenger RNA of Tetranychus urticae (two-spotted spider mite), 1875 nucleotides long. The record is from RefSeq and is a predicted model, not a curated record. NCBI's taxonomy places the organism in Eukaryota, Metazoa, Arthropoda, Arachnida, Trombidiformes, Tetranychidae.